AUGCCUACGAGAACGCCAGGUUUUUGUGUGAGCAGUACUACCUGGCAGCUCCCGAGCUUGACAUUGUGUCCAGGAACAAUGCAGAGUCAGAAUGUGAGUCCGACCCGAUCCAGAUUGUCUACGUCCCCUCCCAUCUCUACCACAUGCUUUUUGAACUCUUCAAGAAUGCCAUGCGUGCGGCGGUAGAGUACCACAGCGAGGAGUCGGUGCCUCCGCUCAAGGUCAUGAUCGUCAAGGGGCAGGAGGAUCUGUCCAUCAAGGUAGCAGACCAGGGAGGCGGUAUCCCCCGCUCCAAGCUGGACCUGUUGUUCCAGUACAUGUACAGCACGGCCCCGCAGCCCGCCCGCUCCGACAUCGCCACCGCCCCAUUGGCCGGCUAUGGCUACGGCCUGCCACUCUCGCGACUCUACGCCCGCUACUUCCAGGGCGACAUUGUCCUCAAUUCUUUUGAGGGUUACGGCACAGACGCAAUCAUCUACCUGAAGGUCCUGUCUAACGAGGCCAAUGAGAUGCUCCCCGUGUACAACAAGACUGCCUCCCGCGUCUACCACACGGACAUCCCCGUCAAUGACUGGUCCUCUCCCUGGCAGACCAACCAGCGGUCCGUCAGCUCGUUCGCCAAGAUGCGCUGCUAGUCGGGUCACACGAGGGUCGUCGGUCAAGGUCACUGUCCAAGCAACCAAUGAGGGCGUCUUUCUGCUUUAGUUUUUUUGUCCCCUUGUUGUUGUGGGGGUGUUGAGAGGUUGGUAGAGAGGUCACAGGCAGUUUGGUGUGAUGUGCAGUAUUUUGAUGAUGGGAUAAGAGCUCUGAGCGAGGUCAGACAAUAUUUUGGUGCUGCGUCUGAGAAGAGGAUUGAUGAGGAUAAACUAGACGCUGUUGAUUGACUGGUUGUGUUGAAAGUCAGGAGUGCAGAGAAAUCAUGCUUCACGAAAUAACUCUGUAACACAUAAUAAGUAAAAAUCAUUGCUUAUGGAUAUUGUUGUAUCCUUGAUGAAGAUGUUAAUGCUUAUUAUGUCAUGAAUUUGCAUUUAGCUGUGCAUAAAACAAGAUUGUAAUCCAUGGAAAUUUGUGGUGUGAACAUCUUGUCUACUGAAUAUGACUCGAGCUUUUGUCUUAUGAGUGAUGCAAAUGAACGGUUGUGUGGGCCAAGUCUUGCAGACGGUAAAGGGAAGGCAAAGAGGAGAUUGCAAAGCAGUGAUUGAGAAAAUUCAUAGUCAAUCGUUGAGCACACAUAAUCUUGUCAUUGGAAUUUUUUUUUAAACAAUGUUUUUGUUCCUGCUAGUUCCUAGUAUUUUCCAUUCUACGGGACUGAAGACUUUUGUUCAAAGUUUCACAAAUGUUUUGAGGGUCAGUAUUGAUGUAUUUGUGUGUACCUACAUGGGUGGGCGAUGUAUUUGUGUGUACCUACAUGACACGGGUGUGUGUGAUGUAUUUGUGUGUACCUUCAUGACACGGGUGUGUGUGAUGUAUUUGCGUGUACCUACAUGACACGGGUGUGUGUGAUGUAUUUGUGUGUACCUACAUGACACGGGUGUGUGUGAUGUAUUUGUGUGUACCUACAUGACACGGGUGUGUGUGAUGUAUUUGUGUGUACCUACAUGACACGGGUGUGUGUGAUGUAUUUGUGUGUACCUACAUGACACGGGUGUGUGUGAUGUAUUUGUGUGUACCUACAUGACACGGGUGUGUGUGAUGUAUUUGUGUGUACCUACAUGACACGGGUGUGUGUGAUGUAUUUACGUGUACCUACAUGACACGGGUGUGUGUGAUGUAUUUGUGUGUACCUACAUGACACGGGUGUGUGUGAUGCCAUUGUGUCCCUCCACUCAGUUUUCCUUUGCUUGCUUUAACUCAACAACUUACAGUCACUGAUAGCUUUAGGUCUGUACACUUCCCCUGGCAGAAAGGACCAAAUGAUGCUCUGGUUUAUUUAGCUCCUUUGUAUUGAUUUUGUGGUGUAGAGGCUCCUUGAAAUUAGCCAUUGGUGUGGGUGUGUAUGUGUGUGUGUGUCUGUGAGAGAGAGAGAGAGAGAGAGUGAAAGAAAGAGAGAGAGAGAGAGA
Molecule: messenger RNA, 2060 nt
Organism: Aplysia californica (California sea hare)
Lineage: Eukaryota; Metazoa; Mollusca; Gastropoda; Aplysiida; Aplysiidae
Product: pyruvate dehydrogenase (acetyl-transferring) kinase, mitochondrial
Biological process (GO): regulation of glucose metabolic process; protein phosphorylation
Cellular component (GO): mitochondrion
Molecular function (GO): pyruvate dehydrogenase (acetyl-transferring) kinase activity
Source: RefSeq, a predicted model, not a curated record